CUUUUACGCUUCAUGCUCUACUCUUUCCUUGUUUCGCUCUUUUGAAUUUUUCCCUUGUGAAAAUUUUCGCCCAAUUUAUCUUCCCAAAUCAGUGAAGGAGAUAAGCAGAAUAAUCUGCACUUUGGAAUGUAAAGUAUGCAGAACCUUUUAAAUGGGAAGAAGUGUUACGUAGGCUCAAAUGAGUGACACAUUUUUUUGUGUUGGGAAGGAAAAAAAAAAAAAAUCCAAUUUUGAAUUCAUCAAAAGAUUGCGAAUGUGUGUAUAUAACAUUUUCACGUCUUCGAAGGAGCGACAAUUGCGCGUGUAAGCUGUCGUAUCGUGGCUGCGCAAAAGAAUAAAUGGAAGGGGAAAAUCCCCGUGGGGGGAUAACAGUACGAGCGUGAAUACGCGUAUGCAUAUGUUGUGUAUGCAUAUAACGUGCGUAGCACCAGUUAAGGGGCAACCCAGUCGCUUGCUUCUCCACCCAGCUGUGCAGCUUGGAGAACCCCAUCCUGAGCAGUUACGCAGUUUUGUUCACGACAAUUCGUCAGCGAUUGAUUAAAAGGUAAAAGGAAUAGUUACCCCCCUGAUAGAAAUGUAACAGAUUUGCACACACCCCUCUUCGCGAAAAAUGGAGUACAACAAAUAUUACGAAAAAAAAAAAAUGGAGAAAUUUCUAUGCUUCAAACACACGUAUGAAUACAAUGAGGACGAUAGAAAAAACUUCGGAAUAGAAUACCUAAACCCCGAAUUUCUACAUGACGAAUUGACAAGAUUAAACAUUUUCACCAUCAUAAAAAAUGAAAUAAUAAACGUACUGUCGGUUAUUAAAAAGCAUGAGUAUAAUAAAAAUUUAGACUCCAGCAUCGUAGACGCACUGUUCAUCCUGUACAACAGCAUCAGCAAUUUGACCAACAGCUUGAAGGAAGAAAUAGACAUACACGAAUUUAAUAAUAAGCUAGAUAUAUAUCAUAUAGCCCCCUUUUUAAACAUUAUAAGAAAUAAUAACAUUUUUUACAAAAUAAAAUUGAACGCUUUACAUUCCUUGGACCACAUAUUAAAGUAUAACAGUGGCUAUUUCAAUGAAAAGACGUAUGAUGAAAAUAUUUCCCAAAAACAGGAGUCGUACAUCUCCAUCGACAACGAUCACGAUGUGAGGAAUAAUCAGAAUGGGCAUUUAAAUAAGAAGGCACUAAACGAUGCACACGAAAAUGGUCAUCUCAAAGUGGGUGAAGAAAAGCAUGAUGAUGGCGAGGUGCUGUCAUCCAAGAUGAGUGAAAAAAUCCCGAAGAAAAAAAAAUAUCAUUUUUUUUCAAAAAAUUAUAAGUUAACCAAAAAAUUUCCUCAUAAGAAGGAAGAAAACCCCGAUUUUUUAAUUAACAAAGGGAAUAACAUCAUUAACGUGAGCAUAGAAACGUUACUGUGUGCACCUAUCAACUACAACAAUAUUAACCAUGAAGAAAUUAUACUCUACGACACCAUCAUUUUGUUUAAUAAUAUACUGUGUAAUGCCAUCAAAGUUGUUGAUAGGAAAAAUAUUAUAAAAAUCAUUUGCUACAUUUUUAAAAUAUACAAGAAUAAUAAGUAUUCCCUGUUGUUUAAGGGCAAUUGUGAAUCCAUCUUGAAAAACAUUUUCUACAUUGUAAUGAAUAAUCUGACUAGUAGCGCGGGCAGCGCCAGUAUGAGCAGCGUCAUCAGCGCUGCUGCCAACGCACCGAGCAACGUCAGCACGAAUGAGCCUAGCGAUAGGUACGCAAACCAUGCUAGCAGUGCUUGCAUAAACCAAUCGAGCAACGCGUGUGCAAACCAAUCCAGCAACGCCUGCGCGAAUGCCGCGGGCCUCCCAGAUGACGACUUCAUACACGAUUUGUUAACCAUCAUUCUGAUACUAAUGAAUAGCAACAAAAAUAAGUUCGUCGAGGAUUUGUUAAAAACGAAGGAGUGCAUUGCCCUGUAUAAUGACUUGUUUGAAAAUGAAAUUUCGAACGACAAUAUGGAGUGCAUUAAUGUGCUCUCCUUCAGAUUGCUGAACAUUCUUCUGGAAACUUGCGGAUACGCCCUGAUAAACAAAAACUUUGACGCUCUGUCCCACAUAAUAAGGAGCCUAUUUCUGCACAUCACCUCAUCGUCCUAUAUCCUCAUGUGCAGGUCCAUGAGGACCUAUAUAAACAUUUUUAUCCUUUAUAAGAAACACUUUUGCAUUUACAACGAAGUGUUUAUUAAUAUAUUAUUAAGCAUACUGAAGAAGAGCUCUUCCAAAAAUGUUACAGAAACUGCCUUGCUAACUUUGUCCUAUUUUUGUCUUGAAAAUGUCCUUUUUGAAAUAUAUUACAACCAUGAUGUUAAUUUGUACGCAUCUGACCUGCUGGAAAAUUUCAUAAAAGCCGUACUCGAUUUGUGCAUAAAUUUUAUUCACAAUACGACCAUUAUAAAUGAAGUCAUUUUUAAGAUGGUAAAGAACAUCUUGCACAUAAUAAUCCCCUGCUUGGGAACUUGUGCCACCUCCUCAGCUGUGAGCAGCAACAGAAGUGGCAGCAACGUAUUGAACGAUCCGAACAGUCGAAUGGGCGAUAUAGGCGGAUACACAAAUCAGCUCAUAAGUGAAUUCAGAAACGAUUUAUACGCAGAUAUUUUUGGCUAUGUUAUCCAUUCUGGGAAAAUCGAGUUGCUGAGAGGCACAUCUGGAAGUAGAAACUGGAGGGAGAAGUUUCACGAGAAGAGAAAAAUACAAAAAAAAAAAAAAAAACAUCUACUGAAGGAUGAAAGUGGGGGCAAUAAAAGCUCAACCGCGUUAGACUCCUCCAACGAAUCCUCCAAGGGGAAAAAAAAAAAAGAUGAAGUGAUUCAGCCAAAUGAUGGUAAAAAAAAUCCCGCUAAGCAUGGAGAAGGCACCGAAAAUGCUCCAGAAAAACAGGAACCAAAAAAAAGCAACAUGAAUGAACUGUACUCCCUCAACUUUCUCACAUCAAGUAAGGACAAAAGGUAUGUCCUCCUUUGCUCCAUUUUGCUUUUCGAACAUGUUAAGGAGUCUAUAAAAGUGGACUACAUCAAAAAUAAGGAACAUUUGAUGAGGAAAAAAAAAAUAAGAAAAGAAAUUUUAAAAAAAUCGGCAACCAUUUUUAACACACUAAAAAAUAAAUCCAUCGAUGAGUUAAUCAAAAUGAAAAUGAUCCAAACGGUGGACACCCUCAGUCAAGUGGAUAGAAAUGAUUCUAUUCUCGAUUCGCUAAUGGCAGAUAAACAUGAACAGCUCAUUGUUCAUUCGAACCAGUCUUAUGAUGAGAAGUCCCAUGCCUCCAGGGAGAUGGACGCAGACAAGUUUAACAGUGAUAAAGCUCAUGGAAAGCCGCAUUUGGCUGCUUCCAAAAAUAGUGACGAUGGCGCAAGCCCCAAAUCGCAUAACCCCAGUGAUGUGAGAAGUGCCGAGAAGGGACCCAACUCUGGUCGCAGCAACGUCCAUUCUGCAAUAGACCAAUUCAAUGGUGACUUAAUAAAAGAUGCAGCGGAACAGUUUGUUGAAGACCAUACCGGUGAGGCACCACUAGGCAGCAGUUGUCCCAGUGGAGGGAGGGAUAACAGCAACGUAAGGGACGAGAAGAGGGAGACCCACUCCCAUGUCGAAUUGUCAGGAGGCGAAAAUGCAAACGUAAGUACGCGCGGAGGGGCGGGCUAUGACGCCAACGCGGGGGAAACCCAAACGGCGGAGGUGCAUUCGGAUGACGUGCACCCCAGAAAUGGAGAAAACGGUGUAGAGGCAGAAAGCGGGAAGCAGAGAAGGCCCAGCGAUGCGAACAGGGCGGACGUUGCCCACACGGAGAACAGCGGCUCACAAAGUGUCACGAAACGAAACAGCGUUGUUAGUAUCGCUCAAAGGAACCUGAUGGAGGAUCCACACUUUUUGAAGUCCAUCGCGAAGUUUCUGAGGUAUAACCCCUUUCUAGACAAAGAAUUUGUGGGGGAAUACAUUUCGCACAGAAAAAAUAUAAACAUUUUGAAGAGCUACGUGCGACUGUUUGAUUUUUGCAACUUGUCGCUACUCUCCUCGUUGAGACUGUUCUUGCACUGUUUCAAGUUACCAGGGGAAGCGCAGCUAAUCGAGAGGAUAUUAGAACAUUUCAGCUUGUGUUUUUUUUAUUCCAAUCCGAUUUGUGGAGACUUAGAUAGGGUUUACCGCCAAGAGGGUGACAAAGUGGACUGCUUACUGAAGGAUGAGGAGCUGGCCAACACGAAGAGGUACAUCUUGAUAGAUUUCCUGAAUGAUAGUUCGCACGAAGGGGUGGGCAACAGCAACCGUAGUAAUAACCAACCAGGUGAGAGCGGCGAACUGAAGGAGACAGAUGGAGACGCACCGCGCGAGCGUAAAAGAGGCAGCCCCGAAAAGAAGAAGAAAAAAAAAAAAAACACCUCGAAACGUAGCAAUGUGCAGGAAAAAAUUAAUCUAAAAAAAGACGUCGACAUGCAUGAUUACAUCCACAGAAAUGUGCACUCCAUUUCGAAGAAAAUACAACUGAUGAGCGAAGAGGAAGUGCAGAAGAAGUACGUGAUUGUAGAAAACAGCGACGUUAUUUUCAUAUUAACCUAUUCGAUCAUUAUGUUAAACACAGAUUUGCACAACAACCAGGUGAAGAACAAAAUGAAAUUGGAAGAGUUUAUUAAAAACAACAGGGGAAUAAAUAACGGCAAAAAUGUAGAUAGAAUAUAUUUGGAAAAUCUCUACAACUGCAUACUGCAUGAAGAAAUUAAGCUGUUCUCCAAUACGCAGAGCUCCUACACAAAUGAUAAUCAGUACUGGAAGUUGCUCGAAAAAAGGAAAGAGCAGUACAAAAACUAUCAUUCAUUUAAGGCAAAGGAGGUAUACUUCUACAAAUUUGACAUUAACAAAUUGUUAAUUAAGAAUAAUUUCAUUCCGAUUUUUUUCGAAAUUUUCAAACGUACCAGUGAUUACAACUUGACAGAAAAUUGCCUGAGCAUAUUCAAAAUGGCCAUAACAAAUUUUGCCUACUACCAUGAUGUAGAAAAUAUAAAUAAGCUCUGUUAUAUAUUUAGAUACAUCAAUUUUUAUUUGACGCAAAAAUCGCAGUCUUUACUGUACCUCUUAUUUCAUCUCAUCAAAAGGUGCCACAAUUUAUUUCGAGACGGGUGGGUAAUAUACAUAAAUGUUCUCUGCAAAUUAAUUACCAUAGAUUUAGUCCCCAUUUUCUUUUACCCCCACAUGUAUAUAAACAAUACCCAAUUUAAUAACGACAAGGAUUUCCUCCACAGAAUGUACAAAAAGGGAAACUGCGUGGAGACGUAUAAUAUCAACAAAAGCAUAACAGAAAUUUAUCAGCACCCAUUUUUGAUAUUCAAAAAAAAUAUUAAAAAAAUGAACAAGUCAAAAUGGAUUGACGAAUUUAGCAGUAUGUUCUUCUCCAGACAUAGCAAUAAUGAAAAUUCCAAUUUGUCCAUCAUAUUUAGGGAAAGCUAUUCUGAGAAACUCGAUGAAGAUAAAAAGAAAAAGAAAAAAAAAGACAAAACGCAGGAACAUGCACAUAGGGAAAAAAGCAUAUCUACAAUUAGUGCAGAAAUGAAGCAGAUGGAUGAAGAAAACGAAGACGAUGAUGAUGAACAUAAUGAUGAUGAGGAGGAAGAAGAGGAUAAUGAUGAAGAUAACCUCAACCACAUCUAUGUGCAUAUUAAAGUGGAUCCCAAAAAUGUCGAUAACAGCUCCAUCAUAGACAAUGUCACAAUUUAUAAAAGAUUAAAAUUAGAUAUUUACAACUUUUUCACCAUAAACGAUUUUUACAACAAUAUGAUUACCAAUUUGAACAUCACCAGUUUUGUGUAUUUGAUCAAAAUUUUGAUGAUCAAAUGUUCAGUUACCAAGCACAGUGAACAGCACUACGCCAACCAGGGAAGCAGAACCGAUCUGCAUAACUCAAGCCUAAAAAUGCAAAUUAUGGCCAACCACAACUAUAUGACAAAUGAUAAAAGCGCCGGAAUUCAUAACGCCCAAGAAAGUAUUAAUGACUCCAACCCAGUUUUAAUAAACGCGGAUAACUCCUUCGAUUUGUUUUACAACACGAAGGAGAAACUGCUCACCUCACAAAUGCUCUUUCACAUUAUGUAUUUUAAAAUUAACUACACCUAUGUGUUGUACAGCAUGAUAUGCAGAAUGGGCAGGAGGACCGCUACAAAGAUAUUCAAAGAGGGGGCGGCUCAACAGAAGUGUGGAAAAAUGAGCUCUCCAAUAAAUUUACCUGUGGAGGAAUCUCUAAGGGGACACACCCAUAGGAGCGCGGCAAAGAACGAGGAUGAUGAAAAAAAAAAAAAAAAUCGGUAUGACCUCACUUUGAAUAAUAUCUACGACACGGACAAUUCGACGAACGUCACGUCCAGCGACUCAGAAUUCAGCGACAUAUCUAGCGACUCCUUUUUUAUAAGAAAGAAUGACCUAACUGCUGAAGAAAGUGGCACCCACGGAGAUGGGGCUGAGCAGCUGAAGGGGGACUCCCAAGAAGAACGGGGCGAGCCGCGCAAACACAAGGACGAAUUUGAUAAGAUUUACUCCUACGCCGUUGAUGACGAUGGCGGCAGUGAGGACGCCUGUGAGGAUGCCUGUGACGAGGCCAGCUCGGGCGACAGCAGCGAUUCGAGUUGCGACGAGCGUAACAACGUCCAAGCGGAUUGCGAACCCCACACCGCGAAAAUGCACACCGCAAAUCCGCACACCGCGAACACCCACAGCGCGAGCGAAAUGCUGCUCGAGGGCCCCAACCCGAGGAGCAACCCAAGCAAGGGCAGCCUAACGGAUAAGGGAAAGGGGCUCCUGAUGGACAAAAUUAAGAUAAACCUGUACACAAAAACGUACAUUAUGCACCUAAAAAUUACCGUAAUGACCAGCAUCUUUGUGAGCAUUUAUAACAGCAUUUUUAAGGACUACCAAAUGGAAGACAUAAAAUUUGUGGCGGAAGAGGACAUCGCAAAUGAUCUCAAUUUGUCCUACCAAAUUUACGAGGAGAAUUUCGAAAAUAUCGACAAAAAGUUGCAUUACAAGGAGGAAAAGGUAGCCAUAAAUGAUAUAGAAAAGAACAUAUUUCUUAUAAAAAUUCCCAAGACGGAUGCGGAAGAGGACUGGCUAUUCAUUGAGCAACUCAUCAUGAGCAUCAUCAAUUUUUCGUACAUCUGUUUUAGUAUAUACAAAGACGACAAGCAGAAGAUGAGCAAAAGGGGAGCAAGCAAAUCGAGCAGUGUGCACAUCUUCGCAGAUAGUAACUACGCACAGCUUAGGGAAAAGAACAGCAAAUUUUUUUUCCUCUGUGGCAUAUACCUCAUGUACAUUUUACAGUUCCUGAAGAAGAAUAUUCUCUACCGAUUCAUCGACAAAAUAAUUUACAUGCUGGAGAAAAUCUCUAAAAACGUUUAUGUAAACAGCUGCAUCAUUAACAUCUACCUGCACAUGUUGCAGCUCAUCACGCCCAACAAUAUUCUGUACAAAAAUACCAACAACACAAACAUUUCGUUGAAUGAUAAAGAUAUUUACAUUUACAUUGAAAAGGCAACCAUCUACACGGAAAGUAUUAACAACAUUAUUAACAAUAAUAAUGUGCUGCUAAAAUUGAACAAUUUUAAUAUCGAAAAUAUUAUUCUCUCCCUUCUCCCCUAUUUGCUAUAUUUUAAUAACAAGAAGGAAGAAAUUAAUGCACAUAUCGCCUCUAUCAAUUCAGAGUGCCUGCACAUUAUUUCGAACAUAUAUUAUAAAAGUACUUACAUGUAUAUGAACAACUCGAAGAGAACAAACAAGGGGGAGGAAACAGAGGGAUCUUGCCAAAAUGAAAACUACAACUCCAGUUUGUGCAAAAAGUACAAGGACAAUAUCGCUUUUGAAAACAUCAUCGAGUUGAAAAAAAUGUACAUUUUUCUGCUCAUAUGUUUUGUUCUGUCUCUGGCCUGCUCCUUCAGCUCCAAGAGAACCAGAAGUGAAGCCUACAUAAAGCUGCAGCAGUUUCUGUUUAAUGAGAAUUAUAUUUUUAAAAAGGUGAAAAGGCCCAGUGGGGACAAUUCGGCGAGUGGCACCAACAACAAAAGCGAGAAAAAUUCCAAACAGGACAAGUACGUAUAUAGGGAUGAAAAGCUGAUAGACUUGAUAAGCAACUUUAUCAUCCUGCCCCUCAUCACGUACAACUACUACUUCCCCUUUAUAUGCAAAAGUGCGCAUGGGGGGGAGUCGGUCGAAAAGGGGGGUAGAAGUGGACCGAAAAGUGGAGCCAGCAGUGGAGCGAAGAGUGAAUCGAACGGCGAAUCGAACGGUGAAGCCAACCGCGAACCGAACGGCGAAUCGAGCGAAUCCCAGCGUGGCCAGCAGGAGCAGCGAAACGCAGCUGCGCACGCGAAGAGCAACUACUGCAAGGAAGCCCUGCUCAACUUCAACCUGCACAACAAAAGGAACAACGACAUUUCGGACAAAAUGUGGAAGCAAAACGAAUACGAAAACUGCGGCUGCAUUGUUAAUUACAAAAAUAUAGAGACGGUGGAUCAAGACCUAAACGUGCUAACCAAUUUGUUCAACUAUGCCAAUGAUUAUUAUAUACACACCAUGCUGCAUAAGCAGUAUAAUUACUACUUCAGCUACUUGUACGCCAAGAAAAUGCUAAGCUACGACAACGUCUGCUACAGGAAAAGCAUGAGCAUAAGCUUCGUGAGCCACAUCAUUUUGUCCUUCCUGCAUUCGCUCCUGAAUUUCGCGGGGGAUGGGUGCGAGCACAGCGAUGAAGGAAAGAAGGGACUCCAUAACGACCAUUGCCAACCCAGUGAAGGCCAAAACGACUCUGCUUCACCGAAUGAUUGCAAAGAACCGAAUGACGUCAACCUGUAUGAUUUGCUCUGCCUAAAUCACGACAAGUCGUGCAAUAAAAUUGUCACCAAAACGGCAUGUGAAAAUAAUUGCAUCUUCUACUUUUUGAAGCAUUUCUACCACGCGCUGCUAACGAUUAAGGAAGAGGCGAAGAAAAUUUUAAAUAUUUACAAAGAGACCUUUAUCGAGAAUAUUAAAAAUAUUAUCUACGUCUCAUCGUCCUAUGCGUUCUGCUUGAAGGACCAUCAUGUCAACUGCUUUAGGCAUAUAAAAAAUGGCUAUUCUUUCCUAAAUGAGGAGGAGAAGAAGCUCUUAAAACCGUACAAUCUGGAAGCUGCAGAAAAGGCGGAAAACCUACCCGAGUGCGACCAGGAAGUUUUUAAAAACAUAUCCAAAUUGCAAGUCAACGUGAGGAUUAGCAUCGUCAUCGUUUACUACAUACUAUACACAGAUAACAACCAAAAUGAGCAAUUUAAAAAUAUCUUCGAAGAGUUACUAAAUGUGUUGUUGACCAAAUAUAGCGUUAAGUCAGAGGCACCAGACGGCGGUGCGGAUCCCAGCGCGAAAGAGAAAACGGCAGGUGAUCAAACGGAUCAGCAGCCGGAGAAUUUACCCAAUGGCCCUGAGAAGAGCGAAGAAAAUGCGGGCACGGCGGAGCCAGAUAAAAAGGAGGAACCGUCUGACCAAAGGCCCGAAAAGGGCAACGGUGACGCAAACCUGCAGGAAAAUCAACAGGCAAACCAACAGACAACCCCACAGACAAACCUACAGACGAGCGAACAAAAUGAGGAGGCCAAAAAGUAA
Molecule: messenger RNA, 9616 nt
Organism: Plasmodium vivax (malaria parasite P. vivax)
Lineage: Eukaryota; Apicomplexa; Aconoidasida; Haemosporida; Plasmodiidae
Exons: 3
Coding region: 611-9616 (3001 amino acids)
Biological process (GO): regulation of ARF protein signal transduction
Molecular function (GO): guanyl-nucleotide exchange factor activity
Source: RefSeq, a predicted model, not a curated record